AUGGGCAACAUCCUGUAUAAGGUUACAGCACAAGGUGUGGAGACGGGCCAGCAAUUUUAUGGACCCCCCUCUCACGGGUGGAAAAAAAACGAUAGCUUCUUGACCGUGAAGAAAGUGGGGCACCCUAACGAUUUAGAGAGUCUACCAAUCAAAUUUGAACGGUGCAGGCCGAGAGGCAAAAACAAGGAGAGCAUAGCAGCGAGGAAGCAAAAAAGUAGCAGCAUAAAGGAGCAGCAAAAAAGUAGCAGCAUAAAGGAGCAGCAAAAAACUAGCAGCAUAAAGGAGCAGCAAAAAACUAGCAGCAUAAAGGAGCAGCAAAAAACUAGCAGCAAAAAGGAGCAGCAAAAGGAACAUGAAAGCAACUCAACAGAGCGGAACAUGAAAACUGCGCAACGAAGGUGCAUAGCGAAAAGGUCCUAG
Molecule: messenger RNA, 420 nt
Organism: Plasmodium inui San Antonio 1
Lineage: Eukaryota; Apicomplexa; Aconoidasida; Haemosporida; Plasmodiidae
Exons: 2
Coding region: 1-420 (139 amino acids)
Source: RefSeq, a predicted model, not a curated record